AUGGCCGAACAAGUAGGUUAUUUUUAAAGUUUUAGGAAUUUAAUAGCGUUUUCACAAUUUGUAAAGAAAGUUCUUGUUGUUUUAUGCUUUGUAAAAAAAGUUCUUGCUUUUUUAUGAAAACUUUGUUAUUUAGUUUUAAAAUUUAAAAUCAGUUGGUACCUGCAGCCUGCGCGCGACAAGUUAUACGAUAAAUUUCAUUUUAUGUUUUGUAAACAAAGUUCUCGCCAUUUUACGCUUUAUAAAGAAAGUUCUUGCUAUUUUUUAUUUUGUAAAGAAUGUUCUUGCCAUUUCUUAUUUUGUAAAGAAAGUUCUUGCCAUUUCUUAUGUUACUUCAGCUCUGUUUUUACAUUUUAUGUCUUUUACGAGUUGUUGGUGACAAGUUAUACGAUGUAACUCAAUUUUCUGUCAUAUUAACUACCUUGUUGCUAUUUUCAAUGUGUAUUGUGAAUUUUUUAAAUUUGAGAUUUUGUGGCCUUACUUUUUCAUUGUGAUCUCGGGGCAGUACUUUAUUUUAAAAAUUAUAGAGUUCAAAAAAGUUUUAAAAUUUGUUGUUUUCAGAAAAUGACAGUGCGAAAAGAGAAGUACAUUGAUCAAAGAGUGGACGGAACGGCCGAAGACGCCGUUUUCACUCAAAUCGGCUCACUACUGAAAGCCCUGAGGCCAGAAUGGUUUCUGGAUCAAGUUAUAUAUAAACCAUUCACAAAUGGCAUCACUAACAAAGUGAUAAGCGUUCAAGGCGGCAAGGACGAAAAACUCAUCUUCAGAAUAUUUGGCGUCGGGACGGAGAAGGUUGUCGACCGGUAAGGAAGCUAAAAAUUAUGGAAAUUUGAAAACUUGUAAUUAAAAAAAGUUCUUUUUUUAAAUUUUUUGUAAAAUACGAGCCGAACUGCUGUGCGGUUAAAAUGUUGAGUUUGGCAGACUGCAAGUCCCAAGUUAUACGAAGGUUUUUUUUCUUUUUUGGUAAAGAUAGUUUUUUUAGUAUUUAAGUUUUGUAAAGAAAGUUCUUGUCAUUUUUUGACGUGCUAAGACAGUUUUUGUCAUUAGAUGGCCCGUGAAGAACGUUUUUGCAACUUCAUGAUUUUUAAAAAAUGUUUUUGCCGUUUUAUGUUUUGUAAAGGAAGUUUUUGCAAUUUUAUGUUCUGUAAAGAAAGUUCUUGCCAUUUUAUGCCUUGUAAAGAAAGUUCUUGCCUUCUUCAAAAAAUAACAAAAUUUUUUGUACUGCAGCCUGCGGUUUAUAUGUUAUAUGAUAAACAAAAUUUUUUCUCUUGUAAUGGAAGUUCUUGCCAUUUUAUGUUUUGUAAAGAAAGUUCUUGCCAUUUUAUGUUUUGUAAAGAAAGUUCUUGCUAUUUUACGCUUUGUAACGAAAGUUCUUGCGGUUUAGUACUUUGUAAAGAAAGUUCUUGAGGUUUAGUACUUUGUAAAGAAAGUUCUUGAGGUUUAGUACUUUGUAAUGAAAGUUUAAGCACUGUUUUUCAAUAACUUCAGUUUAUUGGUUUGAUUGUGUAAAAUACGAAAUUUAUAACGAAGGUUAUAUAGUAUAAGCUCCUUCUUAUAUUUGUCAUUAUAUUUUUUAAUUUUCAGAAACAGCGAAUUGAAAAACUUUGAAUUGUUAAGUCAAUAUGGGUUAGCACCGGGGGUUGAAGCCAGGUUUAAAAAUGGAUUUGUUUGUGGAUAUCUACCUGGAGAGCCGGUUGAUGUGGAAAGCGUUAGAAGCCCUAAAUUUGUGCCGUAAGUGAAAUUAAUUGAAUAGUGAUGCCUUUAUUACCGCAGAACUGAGACAGAGGCGGUUAUAGUAAGGUAGGACAGGGUAGAUAAUUUGAGGCAGGGAAGUUUAAAUAAUUUAGAGUAAGGCUGGUUAAGUAAUAUAGGAUCGGGAAAGGGAAAGUGGAGCAGAACAGGGUAGGGUGGUUAAAAUAAUAUGGCAUAGGCUAGGGUAAAGCAGGUUCAGGUUGUGGUAAAUACAUGAGUGGGGUAAGGCAAGGGAUGGUAACGUUAUGGCCAGGGCCGGGCGGGGACUUUUGGUCUGGGGGCAGGGGUCCAAAAAAUCAACAGGGGCUACCACGUUCAAAUUUUUUCGAAAAUUUUUUUCUGGGGGUGGUACCCGUCUUUCCCCUCGCGCCCGGCCCUGGUUAUGGCUAGGUUAAGGUGCGGUAGGAUAGGGUAAGGUAGGGUAGGGUAGGGUAGGGUAUUGUAGGGUAAGGUAGGGUAGGGUAGGGUAGGGUAGGGUAGGGUAGGGUAGGGUAGAAUAGGGUAGGGUAUUGUAGGGUAGGGUAAGGUAGGGUAGGGUAGAACUUUCUUUCAUUUUAUUUUAAAAAUUUUAGAAAAAUAGCAUCAAGAAUCGCAGAUCUUCACAAGAUCCCUAUCUCCUCCGAUGCCCAAUCUUCUCCAUCCUUCUUCCACACCAAAUUCCACCAGUUCAUCAACAACAUCCCACCCCAAUGGCCAAACAAAGAGAAAUUCCAAAAGUUUCAACACCUCUUCGCCGACGCCAACUUCGAACGUGACUUCAAUCGUGUAGCCGCAGCCAUUGAUCGUGCCGCCAAUCAGAACAUCGUGCUCUGCCACAACGAUCUACUCAUCUACAACGUGCUCUAUGAUGAGAAAACAGAUUCGAUCAACUUUAUCGACUACGAAUAUACUGGUGCCAACUAUCAAUUGUUCGACAUUGCAAACCAUUUUAAUGAAUAUGCUGGCGUGGAUAACAUUAACUAUGACUUGUGCCCAACUGAUGAGCAAAAAUAUACGUUUGUACAGUCGUAUCUACAGAGUUACCAUGGUAGAGAGGUGGAUGGGGCAGAAAUCGAAAAAGUUUUGGCUGAUAUUCCGACUUUUGAAGCGGUAAAUUAUUGAAAAGUGGUUUUUCUUGGGUUUUUGAAAAUUUAACGAAAUGUCACAAAAAUUAUUGGACAAUGGGACGAAGUGUCACAAAUCAAACUCAAAAGAAAACAGGGUUUAGAAACUUUAUAACUGGGAAAAAAUUUUUUUUAAGCUUCUAUAACAAUUUUAAGAAGUUUUGCUUGGUUUUUUGUAAGUGUAACGAAAUGUCACAAAAAUUAUUGAAAAAGUGUCACAAAUGUUCAAAAACAUUAUGACCAACAAAAAAUGACUUUUAAAACUUUAAUAGCACUUUUAAAAUAGUUUUUUGGAAAUUCGACUAUACGUCACGAAAAUUAUUCAAAAAUGUGACGAAAUGUCAAAAUCAAUAAAUUAAUAUUUUAAGGCUUCCCACUUGUUGUGGUGUGUAUGGGGUCUAGUACAAGCUCAAGACUCAGAAAUCGACUUUGAUUACAUACAGUAUGCUUCGAAACGCUACGAACAAUACUUCAAAAUCAUCCAAUCUGUUGACUUUUCCGUUGUGAUAUAA
Molecule: messenger RNA, 3364 nt
Organism: Bursaphelenchus okinawaensis
Lineage: Eukaryota; Metazoa; Nematoda; Chromadorea; Rhabditida; Aphelenchoididae
Source: the annotation of a GenBank genome assembly